UCAUUAUAGUGCAGCUAGUGACGGAAAGAGCACUUUCUACAAUGUCUGCCACUGACCUGCAACGGACAACUUCUUUGAUUGGUUACAAUACAACCGCAGGCAGAAACUGGUCGUAUUAUAAUGGAAACAAAUCUGACCUGACGUACGAGAUGGAUCCGAACGAAAUUAUUACGACACAGGCUCGUCAUAUUCCAAUUAUUCUGUUCUCAGUUUCCGCUAACCUUUUUAUUAUUGUGAUAAUUCUGAGUAACAAGAGCUUACGGACACAAGCAUUCUUCCUCGGUGUCCUCAGCAUCAGCAUCUUUGACCUGUUAAAUGGCGCAUUUGUACUGCCAAUGAAAAUGGAACACGUGUUCCAUUGGGUUGACAGCUGGCGCCAUGGACAAAAUGUUUGCACUGCUUUUCAAAUAAUCUCGAUUAGCAAGGCGCUCCUUUCUUCUCUAAUGAACAUCGCUGUAUGUGGAGAAAGACUGCUUGCCAAACUUACAUAUGUCGCCGCCAUCAGCAAGAAAAUGGCAUCCACCUUUGCUGGGGUACUAAUUUUCCUACCCUGGGGUAUCGGUUCGCUGGUAUGUGCACCAAUCCUUGUCAGCAACCGGGAGGACGUGUCACAACACUUCGGAAAUAUGGAUAAGUUUUGUGUGUUUGUGUUGGAGGAAGCUUCUCACAUCCCUAUCAUCGUUACCAUGUAUUUGGUUCCAUUCGGGCUGCUUUUGCUAGUACCUGCAGUAAUGUUGGUUGUGUACAAGUACAAACACCUUCGCUGGCAUCGUUUAUCGACGGAGACUGUAGAACCGGAAGCUGUCAAACUGUAUAUGUCCACUUUGAGUGCGUGGAUUGCAAGUGUUGUUUAUGUUGUUUUGCACUGUCCUCUAGCGGUUUUGGUAUCUCUUUUCGUUAUGUGUACAAAAGGAAAAGUCGAUUGUCCAGACAUACUCGCUUAUGUGAACGCGACCACCGUCGCUACCAUUUCAAGCGCCGUGACGCCUUUUGUUUGGAUAAUUACGGUAGAAAUCCGCGCAGUUUUGUCAUCCAUCAAAGCAAGCAUUACUCGGUUUGCGUUCCCGACUGAUGGACGAAAGAGUGUUCUAUCGUUCUCUUCUCUUCGAAACAAAAUGUCCUCUGACGACACUGUUGUCCUAUCUUAGUAAGAGCUGUUUCGGUUACUGGCCAUGUUUUUGUAAUUGUGAUGUUUUGGAAACAAGAGCUGUUCGGAACUUUUGUCCACCGUGACGGUAGCACACAAAGUAUCAUAGAUACUGAUGACGUUCCAGGGAAGAAUAGGUAUGAUAUGUACGGAUCCAGAUUGUGAAUGUAAUUAUUCUGGCAGUGAAAUUUUGGUGAACGCUCAGGAUGUACAGAUUUCAGAUUCGAUUAUUGGUAAAAGUCGCGCACUUAGGACAGCAAGAACACGAUCAGACAUCGUUUUAAUGAUUUUAAGAAUGAGAUGAAGUUCAGUAUGUGAUAAAUUUUUGUGUAAAUUUUUGCCUUCCUGAAUAUCUAUAAAAUUGUA
Molecule: messenger RNA, 1513 nt
Organism: Ylistrum balloti
Lineage: Eukaryota; Metazoa; Mollusca; Bivalvia; Pectinida; Pectinidae
Exons: 2
Coding region: 42-1148 (368 amino acids)
Biological process (GO): adenylate cyclase-activating adrenergic receptor signaling pathway
Cellular component (GO): membrane
Molecular function (GO): dopamine neurotransmitter receptor activity, coupled via Gi/Go; G protein-coupled receptor activity
Source: RefSeq, a predicted model, not a curated record